Molecule: messenger RNA, 1494 nt
Organism: Leptopilina boulardi
Lineage: Eukaryota; Metazoa; Arthropoda; Insecta; Hymenoptera; Figitidae
Gene: Mlf
Product: myeloid leukemia factor
Exons: 7
Coding region: 286-1059 (257 amino acids)
Biological process (GO): regulation of DNA-templated transcription
Cellular component (GO): cytoplasm; nucleus
Source: RefSeq, a predicted model, not a curated record
CAUUUUGUGGCAUUGCAACUUGGACUUGGAAAAGAAUUACUAUAUAUUGUUAAUAUACUAUACACAUAGUAAAUUGGAAAGCAAUUGGUUCUCAAUAGAUUUCUAGAUUUUUCUUUAGAAAUAAGUAACGUUUCAAUUACGUUAUUUAUUUUAAGUGAAGUGAAUUUUAUUACAUAUUGACUGGUGAAUAUUGUGUUUUGUAAAAUAAAAUAAUUGUCUGUCGUUUUGAUAAGAAACAGCUGAUAAUUGUGUGUGGUUUAGUUCAGUGACCGAAAACUUUGCAACAUGUCCAUUUUUGGAGCUUUAACUGGAGACUUUGAUGAUGAUCCAGCUGUGGCAUUGCAAAGAUUUGCUAUGGGAUCAAUGUUUCCGGAUCCUUUUGGAAUGAUGGGACCUCCUGCUAUUUCCGGAUCUCGUCAACGAUCGAGAGGACCUUUUCCUGAUAUGCAAAUGAUGCCUUUUGGAUUUCCCUCGUUUGGUUUUCUAAUGCCUACUAUGCCCACAAUGCCCACAAUGCCCUCAAUGCCCAGUCCGGCAAUGAUGAUGUCCAACUUUGGAAAUGGAAAUUGUCAUUCUUUUGCAAGCACUUCUGUAAUGACAAUGACUAAUGGUCCAGAUGGAAAACCACAAGUUUAUCAAGCUUCAACAUCAACAAGAGUUGCACCAGGAGGUGUGAAGGAAACCAAGAACACUGUCUGUGAUUCUCGCACUGGAACUAAACAAAUGUCAAUUGGUCAUCAUAUUGGAGACAGAGCACAUAUUCUUGAGCGCAAAAAGAAUUUACGCAGUGGAGAAGAGGAAGAGAAUCAAGAAUACAUUAACCUUGAAGAAGAGGAGGCCGAUGAUUUUAAUAAGGAAUGGGAAACACGUACACGACGUUCAAUUGGCGCAAUCGGAGGUGGUGCAGGUUCAUCUCAUCAUAACAGACGUCGAUCAGAUCAAAGGCAUUUAGCCUUACCCAGUCCAUCAUCAAGUAGUCGACAGUCUAGUCACUCAAAAUGGAUACCCUCUCCGAGAAGAGCAAUACGAGCUUUAACCUCUCGGUACAGCUACAAGUAAAUUAAAAUAAUUUAAAAAAAAGCGCAUUGUUCGCAACAGUGAUGAUUGCCAAAUAAUGAAACUGAUGAAAAAUCAUCUCCUUCUACAAGUUCAUCAUCUGGACGAAAACGUGAACACACACCUGAAACAGAAGUUAAUCACAAGCGGCACAUCACAAAUGAAAAUGUUGAUUAAGAAUCUCAUUACAAAAUUUAAAAAAGGGAUGGGUAUCGAGUAAAUAUAUCCUCAUUAAUUUACUACAGUUAUAUAAACUUUAAUUUUUUUUUUUUUUUAUGUUUAUUUUACAAUCAACUGCAGUUUUAUUUUUCAUUAUUAUAUUCUUCUCUAUAUUAGGUUAUAUUAUCUUUUAUUACUUAAUAAGUUGAAGUUUAUAAUGGAAAAAAAGGUAUUUUAUUUUUCUGUUUAUUAAUUAUAUUAUUAUUUAACGAAAUGUUA